Molecule: messenger RNA, 941 nt
Organism: Tuber melanosporum (Perigord truffle)
Lineage: Eukaryota; Fungi; Ascomycota; Pezizomycetes; Pezizales; Tuberaceae
Exons: 4
Coding region: 1-804 (267 amino acids)
Cellular component (GO): catalytic step 2 spliceosome; nucleolus; striated muscle dense body
Molecular function (GO): actin filament binding
Source: RefSeq, a predicted model, not a curated record
AUGGUAAAAGCACUCCGAUUCAAAGGCGACAAGAAAGUCAAGAAGAGGAAGAGGACAGAAGUCGAUAAUGGCAACACUGAAGAAAGUUCUUCGUCAAAAGUUGCCAAACAACAGGAGAGCGAGGAGCCAGAGGGAUGGGUUGAUUCCGAGAGCUUAGAGGAUAUUAACGGACCGAUAAUUCUUACCUUUUCCGCAGCAAGACCGAUAUGUAUCGCCUGCGACGCCGUAGGGAAAGUCUUUGCAUCCCCGAUUGAUUCAACCGAAGGUGAAGAUCUAUCUACGGCGGAGCCCACAGAUGUUAAGCAAGUCUGGGUUGCAACCAAGAUACACGGUACCGAGAAAUACUCUUUCAAAUCUCAUCACGGAAGGUAUCUUUCGUGUGACAAAUUUGGGGGCCUAAGCGCUACACGGGAAGCCAUCUCGCCGGAGGAAGAAUUCUUGCCUGUUCUAAAUGAAUUGGGAAGUGGAAGGUGGGCGCUGCAGACCGUCAGGGAUAAAUUUCUCAGUGUAGAUGAGGUGGGCGCUGGUGGGGCUACGGAAAUUCGUGGUGAUGCGGAAGCCGUCGGGUUUAAGGAGACGUUUGUUGUUCGGUUACAGGCGAGAAAUAAGAAGAGGAAGAAGUCGGGGACAGAAGGGAAGGGCAAGGAUAAGAUUACACGGAAGGAGCUGGAAGAACAGGCCGGUGUGAAGCUUGACGAUGAGCAAGUAAAGGCGCUGAAACGUGCCAGGCGAGAGGGACGAUUUCACGAGGCAUUGCUCGACAUUAGAGUUAAAUUUGGGAAGCACGAUAAGUUUGCGUACUAAGGGUACGGGGCGGCAACUGGGUUUCCGAGUUGGUAUUCUGUAUCAUAGUUUCUGGCUAUUCGGUGUUGUCGUUUUUCCAAUCUUAUCCUGCUGAGUAUGACAAUAUUGCGACAAUUCAAAUAGACACUAUCAUACUU